Molecule: messenger RNA, 1670 nt
Organism: Quercus lobata
Lineage: Eukaryota; Viridiplantae; Streptophyta; Magnoliopsida; Fagales; Fagaceae
Product: UDP-glycosyltransferase 88F3-like
Molecular function (GO): UDP-glucosyltransferase activity
Source: RefSeq, a predicted model, not a curated record
UCUGAUAGUAUUUAAGCAUUGCCUGUGAGGGUUCAGCGUUGUACUACUGCUACGAAAGUAAACACUAACACACGAAAAAAAAAGAAAAAAAAAGAGGCAGAAUGCAAGACACAAUAAUUUUAUUCCCAGCUCCAGGCAUGGGCCACGUGAUUUCAAUGGUUGAGCUAGGCAAGCUCAUCCUCCACCACUAUUCUAACAACUUCACCAUUACCAUCCUCCUCACCGCCGGCUCUUUCUGGAACACCCCAAGUGUCACCUCUUACAUCCAUCGUAUCUCUCAAUCCAACUCCAACAUCUCCUUUUACAGCUUACCCUCUGUCUCCGUUGAUACCACCCCAACUCGAAGCCGUGCAGCCAUGGCCUUUGACUUCAUCCGUGUUAGUUCAACCCAUGUCCCAAAUGCACUCCAACAAAUCUCCCACACUUCCACCAUUCGUGCUCUUAUUAUCGACAUUUUCUGCACCUCUGCUCUUUCUAUAGCCAAACAACUCAACCUUCCUGUUUAUUAUUUCUACACUUCUGGUGCUUAUGCUCUCGCUGCCUUCUUAUACUUCCCCAAAAUCUAUGAACAAAUAACAAAGAGCUUUAAGGACCUCAACAACACCGAGCUUCACUUGCCUGGAAUGUCACCAUUGAAAUCCACACACAUGCCUGAACCGACCCUUGACCGAGACGACCCAGCUUAUUGGGAUAUGGUCUAUUUCUGUUCACAUCUUCCGAAAUCAAAUGGAAUUAUAGCUAACACGUUUGAGGACCUGGAGCCAAAAGUCAUAAAGACCAUUGCUGAUGGUGUGUGUGUUCCUGAUGAGCCAACUCCGCCUGUUUACUAUAUAGGACCUUUAAUUGCUGAAGCCGAAGAACGAGCAGGUGAUGAUGGAAAUGAAGGCGGUGAUGAGAAUGAGUGUUUGUCAUGGCUAGACAAGCAACCGAGUAGAAGUGUUGUGUUCUUGUGUUUUGGUAGCCGGGGAUCUUUCAGGGCACAAGUGAGAGACAUAGCUAAUGGCUUGGAAAGGAGUGGACAAAGGUUCUUGUGGGUGGUGAAAAAGCCACCACAAGAUGAGAAAACUAAGCAAACUGAGCAGAAUACAUUGGAGUUUAAUUUGGAUAGUGUGUUCCCAGAGGGGUUCCUAGAAAGAACAAAAGAUAGGGGCAUGGUGGUGAAGUCAUGGGCACCCCAAGUGGCGGUGCUAAGAAAGGAAUCCGUUGGCGGGUUUGUGACACAUUGUGGGUGGAAUUCGGUGUUGGAGGCAGUGGUUGCCGGAGUGCCGAUGGUGGCGUGGCCACUCUAUGCUGAGAAGCAUCUGAAUAGAAAUGUUUUGGUGAAGGAUAUGAAGAUGGCUAUUGGCGUUGAGCAGAGAGAGGCUGAUGGGUUUGUGAGUGGGGAUGAGGUUGAGAGAAGGGUUAGAGAGUUGAUGGAGUCGGAAGAAGGGAGAGAACUCAGGGAAAGGAUUUGGAAGAUGAGAGAAAUGGCUUCGGCUGCUUUAGGAGAAUUUGGUUCGUCUACCAGAGCCUUGGUUAAAUUUGUUGAGGCACUUGGGUAGUGCCGGUAGUGGAUUUGGAUACUAUGUUGAGUGAAAAAAUUUCUCCUACACAUGUUUGUGGUUGUGGAGAAGAUGUAAUGUAAUGUAAUUGAGCAAUUGAGUGAGUUUCAGAAAGAUUGUGUUCAAAUC